CAGGGCCCCUGGAGUUAGUCCCAAUCUGUUUCCUUCUAUUCUUUGACAGGAAGCUCCUGGAGAGCCAGCCCCCAGCCCCUCCCCGCCCCAGCACUCCCUCUCUCUUCUCCACUAUGGACAGAGCCUCCACGGAGCAGCUGCCUGCCCACUACAGACCCAGCUGACAUGGGGACUGUCAGAGCAACGCGGCUGUGCUGGGUGAUCCUCGGCUUCCUCCUAGUCCAAGGCCACAACUCCCAGCCCACCACAACGCAGCCCUCUAGCCCUCAGGAAGACAGUGCUUCCUCAGAGCCCAGUAGCCCAAGGUCUCUGUCCAGCGCCAGUGCCCCAGCCACUCCAGGGAAGGCCUCACAGGUCCCCACACCCGUGACGCCGAGGUCAAGCACCAUAGAUGGUCACUUCCAGAGCUUGCCGGGCCUGACUCCAUCCCAGCCACAACAGCACAUAUCAGCCCUUGACACUUCUCAAAAUGUUACCACCAAAUCAGCCACCAUGAACCUGAGGACCAGAGGAGACUCCACCAUCCUGCCCAGCCCUACCUCAGAGACGGUGCUCACCGUGGCCGCAUUUGGUGUUAUCAGCUUCAUUGUCAUUCUGGUGGUGGUUGUGAUCAUCCUGGUCAGCGUGGUCAGUCUAAGGUUUAAGUGUCGGAAGAAUAAGGAACCCGAAGAUCCCCAGAAGCCUGGGAGUUCCGGGCUAUCUGAAAGCUGCUCCACAGCCAAUGGAGAGAAAGAUAGCAUCACCCUCAUCUCCAUGAAGAAUAUCAACAUGAAUAACAGCAAAGGGUGCCGCUCAGCAGAGAAGGUUCUUUAAAAGCAACCUUGGGUCCCUAGGAGACCGAAGAUGAUGCAGCUGCCCUGUGACUGUAAGGAGGAAGGCGAUGGGAUCAGUAGAGGCAAUAAACCACAUAAAUUAUUUUUUUGCUUCACAUCUCCUCCAUACUACAUUACUGCAGAUCUAAAGGAUACUGACGUUCCUUCAGACUUAGGAGCAAGCUACCAACACGAAAGCCUCUCUCCCACAUGGAUGGACAGUCACUCUAGGAACACGGCCAGCUCCUCCCACCUUCUCAAUGUCAUAGGAAGGGGAAGUCUGUAGAGCAAAAGCAAGGAAAAUGACAAAGUGGCUUGGUCCAUUCUACUUGGCAUUAAAAUUAUUUUCUGGCCUGUAGCCUCAUUUCUUUUAAGAUCUAUGCUCCCAUGCACAUUUCUUAACAGAACAUUCUAGCAGCUCUGGGGCCUCCUUAUCUAGGCAAGGCAUGUAUGCAAAUUUCUGCCCCUGCGAGGAACUCUGAGAGACCUGGGAGGUGGAAAGAACUUUUUGUCAGGCCUACCUCUGUCCGUCUAGUUUACUGAGUAUGGGGAUGCAGUGACUGACUAGCCUAGCCACUCUAACAGAGGGGCGAGAAGAGGAGCUGUAGCCAGAGAGCAAUUGUCAGAGAUUGCUAGAGAAAUCUAAAUCUGUAGAGAAAUACUAAAUCUGGAGAGUGAGAACAUGGGAGACACAACAGCGUUCUGACUAGGAAACGCCGGGGGUAUGAGCUGAAUACUAAAAGGGCAAAUGUCCUCCGCCUGCCCCAGGGCAGACCUCCCUCACUGUGGUUCUGGCUGUGGGAACAACACUGGGAAGGUCUGGGCGAAGACAGGUCUGUGACUUUAUAAUGCAAAACCCACCUCUUUACCCCAUACAGCUUUAUCUUUGUGUCCUAAAAAUAAAGGAUAAUAAAUAAUGUAAAGUCAUUUAAACAGAAGGAGGAAAAGAAAGCAAUUAUCUGUUUUCUUAGUAAUCUGUGUUUGAAAAUAAAUCUUGGGAAGAGUC
Messenger RNA from Phyllostomus hastatus (greater spear-nosed bat), 1818 nucleotides. RefSeq names its product endothelial cell surface expressed chemotaxis and apoptosis regulator (gene ECSCR). The record is from RefSeq and is a predicted model, not a curated record. Gene Ontology annotation, biological process: positive regulation of endothelial cell apoptotic process; negative regulation of angiogenesis; positive regulation of proteasomal protein catabolic process. The coding region runs from base 166 to 813 and encodes 215 amino acids. The transcript is spliced from 9 exons. Gene Ontology annotation, cellular component: plasma membrane; cytosol. NCBI's taxonomy places the organism in Eukaryota, Metazoa, Chordata, Mammalia, Chiroptera, Phyllostomidae.